Messenger RNA from Rotaria sordida, 451 nucleotides. NCBI's taxonomy places the organism in Eukaryota, Metazoa, Rotifera, Eurotatoria, Philodinida, Philodinidae. The record is from the annotation of a GenBank genome assembly.
UCAAUAUUUUAAAAACCCACACUUUGAAAAAUAUUCAAAUGAUGCAUAUACUUCAGCAAAAGUAACAACAUGUUCACAAAAAACUCGAUGGCUUCGAGGAAUAGUUCCUCAUAUUCAACAAUUUAUACUUCGGGCAACAUCUGAUCGAGCAAAAGGUGAAAAACGUGUUGGCAAAAUAUCACUCUCAAAUACUACUGUUGUUACAGCAUUAGAAAAGAUUGGUAUCAAUAAAAAGUGGGCGGCUUGUCCUCCUUUACUUGAAUUACUCAACUUUAACACUUGCUUUAUCAAAGGUAACUAUAUUUACAAAGCGAUCCGCCUUGAAUUCAAACAAGUCGAAAAAAUAGUUUAUUAUUUCGAUCAUGAAAAUAAUGCUCGACAAACAGGUGUAGCAAAUUUUUUAUAUUUACGACUUCUGAAAGAAACUUCUCGAGCAAUUACUAUCAACUAA